Capsella rubella is the source of this 2174-nucleotide messenger RNA. Its product is annotated as mechanosensitive ion channel protein 9. Lineage: Eukaryota; Viridiplantae; Streptophyta; Magnoliopsida; Brassicales; Brassicaceae. Gene Ontology annotation, molecular function: mechanosensitive monoatomic ion channel activity. Gene Ontology annotation, biological process: monoatomic anion transport; transmembrane transport; detection of mechanical stimulus. Gene Ontology annotation, cellular component: plasma membrane. Bases 2 to 2101 code for a protein of 699 amino acids. The record is from RefSeq and is a predicted model, not a curated record. The transcript has 5 exons.
GAUGGCAGAGAGGAGAAGUAGCAAUAGAGGAGAAGUUGUUAUCAAUGUUCCAGAGAAAGAGGAUGCAGCAGCAUUUCCUUCUACCAAGGUAGCGGCUACAACAGAUUCAGAUUCAAGGACUAGGAGACCAGAGCCAUUGACCUUUUCUAACAAAGAUGGUCUAGCUCCGCGGAGAUCUCUUUCGAGGUCAGUUUACUCCAAGUCUAAUUCAAGGUUUGAUAAACAGCUGUCUCAUCGAUUCGAUGAGACUAUACUAGAGGAAAAUGUUGGAACCGCUAGGGAACAUUCAAAUACGAGUGUGGGCAUAGCAGCACUAAGUAAAGUUGCCGAUGAGGAAGUUGAUGAAAACGAUGAAAUCUACGAAAAGGUUAUGCUACACCGAGUGAAGCGUAGCGGAAUUAAACCUUUGGCUCUGUUUGAAUUGGCACUGUUUGUGGCCAUAUUAUGCACUUUGAUUGUGAGUUUAACCGUUGAUAAGGUGAAAAAGCAUUGUGUUUUGGGUUUACAAGUCUGGAAGUGGUGUGUAUUUGUGAUGGUGACGCUUAGCGGCAUGUUCUUGACGAACUGGUUCAUGCAUUUAGCGGUAUUCAUCAUCGAAAGGAACUAUCUCCUAAGGAAAAAAGUGUUGUACUUUGUGCAUGGUUUGAAGAAGAAUGUUCAAGUCUUUAUUUGGUUCACCUUGGUUCUUGUUGCUUGGAUUAUUUUGUUUGAAGAAGACCAUAAACACUCACGCAAGACCAAGAAAUUUCUUGACCUUAUUACUUGGACUAUUGCUUCCCUUCUUAUAGGGUCAAUCCUUUUCUUGUUGAAGACGUUAGCUUUGAAAGUCCUUGCUUCAAAGUUCAACGUCAGAAACUUCUUUGAGAGAAUUCAAGAAUCUGUAUUCCACCAAUACGUUCUCCAGACCCUCUCGGGACCUCCUCUUAUAGAAGAGGCAGAGAGAGUUGGGCGCGAGCCAAGCACGGGCCACCUUAGCUUCACGAGCACCAAAGAUGGAACGGUGAAAGGGAAGAAAGUGCUUGAUAUGGGGAAGGUUCACAGGAUGAAACAAGAGAAGGUCUCUGCUUUGACAAUGCGAGUUUUGAUCGAAGCUGUGGGAUCUUCAGGUCUCACAACCAUAUCUAACACUUUAGAUGAGUGUAAAAGUAAGAGAAAGAAAAAUGAUAAAGAGAUAACUAGUGAGAUGGAGGCUGUGGCUGUUGCUUAUGAUAUCUUCAACAAUGUUGCUCGGCCGAACCACAAUUACAUAGAGGAAGAUGACAUGUUGAGGUUCAUGAUAAAGGAAGAGGCAGAGCUUGUACUUCCUUUGAUAGAAGGUGCCGAGACAGGAAAAAUCACACGCAAAGCUUUUACAGAAUGGGUGAUUAAAGUUUACACAAGUCGGAAAGCUCUAGGACAUUCACUGGGCGACACAAAAACAGCGGUUAAGCAGGUGGACAAGCUUAUAAUUGGAAUCUUGACUGUUGCCACCUUCAUCAUUUGGUUGAUACUUCUUGAUAUAGCAUCGACCAAGUUGUUGUUAGUCUUCUCCACACAACUCGUGGGGCUUGCUUUCAUGAUUGGAAGCACUUGCAAGAAUAUCUUUGAAUCCUUUGUGUUUGUGUUUGUGAUGCACCCUUAUGAUGUUGGUGACCGUUGCGUUAUUGACGGUGUAAUGUUGCUGGUUGAAGAAAUACAUCUUUUAACGACAGUGUUCCUCAAGAUUGACAACGAGAAAGUGUUCUAUCCAAAUGCGGUUUUAAUAUCGAAACCAAUAAGCAAUUUCUACAGAAGUCCAGAUAUGGGAGAUUAUAUAGAAUUAUCCAUCUCAUUCUCAACACCGGUAGCGAAAAUCGCCACUCUCAAGGAAAGAAUCACAGAAUACUUGGUAAAGAACCCACAUCAUUGGUAUCCAGAAACCAUGUUGAUGGUGAAAGCGAUUGAGAAUGUGAACAAACUGAAACUGAAUCUGCUCUUCCAGCACACGAUCAACUUCCAAAAGUUCGUAGUGAAGAGUCUCAGGAGAACUGAGCUGAUCAUUGCGGUCAAGCAAAUACUCGAAGAUCUAGAGAUCGAUUACUCCCUCCUUCCUCAAGAUGUUCAUCUCACCGGGCACAAGUGAUAGUUUCCUUCUUCCUUUUUGGAUUUUAUUUCACUACUACUAUUACCUUCAUUUGCUUCUGUUUAAUAAUCUA